AUGGAGGGACUCUUGUUCAAUGUCAAUGGCGGCUACCUUGAAGGGAUUGUGCGCGGCUACCGGAAUAGCUUGUUAACAGGCUCGAACUACAGUAAUCUUAUUCAGUGUGAAACAAUCGACGAUGUGAAGCUCCAGCUAGGCCCUGCAUAUGGCGACGCCCUGUCUACGCUACCUCCCAACCCCUCCACGUCUGCUCUCGCCAGCAAGACUACCGAAAAGCUCGUGGCAGACUUCAGAUACCUACAGGGACAGGCGACUGGCUCACUCUCGAAGUUCAUGGAGUAUCUAACAUAUUCCUACAUGAUUGACAACGUCGCUCUUCUCAUCACCGGGACCUUGCAUGAACGCGAUACGAAGGAGCUUCUGGAAAGAUGCCAUCCGCUGGGCUGGUUUGAGACAAUGCCAGUGCUCUGUGUGGCUACCAACAUCGAAGAGUUGUAUAACUCGGUUUUGAUCGAGACACCUCUUGCUCCAUACUUCAAAGGCAGUUUAAGCCAUCAAGAUUUGGACGAGCUUAACAUCGAAAUUGUUCGCAAUACUCUUUACAAGAACUACCUGGAAGAUUUCCACCAUUUCGUCAACAAUGACCCGGAGAUGGCGAUGACCCCAACCGGGGAAAUCAUGUCGGAAAUCCUCGAAUUUGAAGCUGACCGCCGAGCAAUCAACAUCACCAUAAAUUCCUUCGGUACUGAACUCAACAAGGAGCAGCGGAGGAAGUUGUACCCUGAAUUGGGAAAACUUUAUCCUGAGGGAAUGCUGAUGCUUUCCAGAGCUGAAGACCUGGAAGGUGUCGGACUUGCUGUCAGUGGCGUUGGUGACUACAAACGAUUCUUUGAUGAGGUAGGGCUCAACCAAAGUAGUGGUGUGGGCGGUGGCAAUAUGUCUGGUGGCAUUGGCGGAGAAUCCAAGUCUCUCGAAGACCUAUUCUACCAGAAAGAGAUGGAAUUGUCCAAGCUCGUCUUCACGCAGCAAUUUACACAUGCGGUGAUAUAUGCCUGGGUCAAGCUACGAGAGCAGGAAAUCCGGAAUAUCACCUGGAUUGCCGAAUGCAUUGCUCAGAAUCAAAAGGAGAGGAUAGGGAACUAUAUCAGCGUGUUCUGA
Messenger RNA from Exophiala aquamarina CBS 119918, 1101 nucleotides. Its product is annotated as V-type proton ATPase subunit D. The record is from RefSeq and is a predicted model, not a curated record. Gene Ontology annotation, cellular component: proton-transporting V-type ATPase, V0 domain; fungal-type vacuole membrane; vacuolar proton-transporting V-type ATPase complex. Gene Ontology annotation, molecular function: proton-transporting ATPase activity, rotational mechanism. The transcript has 4 exons. Bases 1 to 1101 code for a protein of 366 amino acids. NCBI's taxonomy places the organism in Eukaryota, Fungi, Ascomycota, Eurotiomycetes, Chaetothyriales, Herpotrichiellaceae. Gene Ontology annotation, biological process: vacuolar transport; vacuolar acidification; proton transmembrane transport.